Messenger RNA from Truncatella angustata, 1855 nucleotides. Its product is annotated as tRNA-guanine transglycosylase family protein. The record is from RefSeq and is a predicted model, not a curated record. Lineage: Eukaryota; Fungi; Ascomycota; Sordariomycetes; Amphisphaeriales; Sporocadaceae. Gene Ontology annotation, molecular function: tRNA-guanosine(34) queuine transglycosylase activity. The coding region runs from base 113 to 1570 and encodes 485 amino acids. The transcript is spliced from 2 exons.
GAUCGCUGGACGCCUAUAUAACAUAUCAUUCAUUAUUUCCCCAAUUCGUUUUAACCCCUCUGUCCUGUUGGGUAGGGGCUAUCACAACUCCGCACCUCAUCCCAAGGCCACCAUGAGUUCUGCGGAUGACAAAGAUGACAUGGCCUUUAAGAUCUUGAAAGCCGCCAACGGAGCGGGUGCGAGAUUGGGAACGCUGACACUGCCCCAUCGGAAGCAGAUCAAGACGCCCAACUUUGUGGAUAUCUCGUCCAGAGGCGCAAUACCUCAUCUGACUAUCGAUGUCCUGAACAAAUAUACCAAUGUGCACGGCGCUUAUAUGGCCCUCGAGGACUUCAUAGAAAGGUCCAUCAAGAGGGAUUCGCCAGCAAUCUAUGCAACCCCAGAAGACGGCGGUAGGCGCCUUCACUCAUACACAGCUCUGCCCACCGAGAUCAUCACCAUUUUAGGUGCUCGUAGAUAUCCAGCUGUCGCGGCCCCAAUGGGAAACGGAGCCAAGCAUCUUUCCGUCUUUACUUCUACUGGCUUUCAGAGUUUAGAAAUUGAGCGGUAUUGCAAGGCUGUUCUCACACUCAAGCCAGAUAUAGUCAUUCCCAUGGCAGAUCUAACAUUCGACAAGGGGACGCGCAGCCACAAACGUUUGCGUAGAAUGCUGGAACGAACCGACGAAUGGGUUGAAGGUUUCUUCCAGAUACUUGAUUGUGACAACGCCUUGAAGCCAUUGGGCAUUGAGAUCUUUGCUCCGACACUUCCCGUUGAGUAUGCGAUGCAAUGGGAAUACCUAAAUCGCCUGUCCGAAGACCAUGCUCCAAAGCUUUCCGGUCUUGCAGUCUACGAUGUCAAUAUCUUACCCGACCUGCAGCGACAUGCUCCAUUAGCAUCUCUAGCACGGCUAUCAAUGGACUCGCCAUCGUCUCCCCAUCAAAUUCUGCGACAGAUCCAGCUAGGCAUAGACAUUUUUGCCCUUCCUGUUCUGAACGGAAUAUCGGAUGAGGGCACUGCAUUGACUUUCUGCUUCCCUCCAUCGCCGGCGCAAGCUGGCAAUGUCAAACCGCUUGGGAUAAACUUGUGGUCAAAGGAGCACCAGACGUCCGUGACGCCGCUGGUGGAAGGCUGCGACUGUUACACAUGCACUAAACAUCAUCGUGCGUUUAUCUGCCAUCUUCUGGAUGCUAGAGAAAUGUUGUCGUGGACAUUGCUUCAGAUUCACAACCACCGCGUAAUGACCAAGUUUUUCGACGGUGUCCGCUCUGCCCUUGCCGAUGAAUCAUUCGACCAGAAAGUCCAAGACUUUGCUCGUGCUUACGACCCAGAGCUCCCACAUAGCACAGGAGAGCGCCCACGGACCCGAGGGUAUCACUUUAAGUCCGAAGCUGCACAGCCCAAAUACAACGAAGCCCCAUGGCGAGCAUAUAAAGGCGACACAGGUGGUGAUCAGGCGCUGGCAGGUGAGGCUGCUGGCCUAGCCGUGACAGGGGCCGCAUCGCUGGGAGCCGAAACUCCGCUGAUCCCCGAAGCAACUGCUGAAGAGUUGAAUGAGAAAGGUUUUGCCGAAAUAGAAAAGAGCGCUUGAUGCCCGACCAUGGACUCGGCCAAUUCUUCCUCAUGAUGGGUUUUGAACUUCCCGGCCACGGCCACGAGCACAAUUACAACGCUGGUGGUCUCCGCCGCCCUUACACGGCCCGUGUAAGGUCGAGUUCUGUCGUGAGGUUUAGCUCAUCAAGUGACGCACCAAAGUCCCAAAGAACUAUGCACGUGCUGGUCAAUACUAUGUACGUCGUCCGCAGUACGCAGUUCACAGCUACUGCACUGGAACCGUGCUGUUCGGGUUGCGGAUGCCUGCAGCGGAUCCAGACUA